AUGACCAGCAACAGCACCACGAUUUACAGAACCAAACCUACCGACGCUGCUGCCAAUCAGCAUCGUCUUGAAGUGGGCACCCCCAUCGAGCACGGAUCAUCCCGUUCGGCAUCGGAGGAGCUAACGUACGACAGUGCCGGAUCCGAGUACUAUCUGGCCCUCAGCUACACCGGGUACGACUUCUUCCGAUGUGUCGUCGAAAUCGCGCUCAGUGUGUCCUUUCUGGCGGCAAACAGUAAUCUGCUCCGGCUGCUGGUUAGCUUCAAGGAGACGGAAUCGUUCAUCGCCACCGAGGUGCUGGUGACGGUUUCGAUCGUGCUGCAGAUACUGGUGGCGAUCUCCGUUAUAACGAUCACGCAGGUGAACGAUCCGAGUCGAUACGCAAAGAUGAAAGCAUUUGCCGUGACGGGUGCGAUCAUCAUUUCGCUCGUCAAUCUGCUGAUACCGUUCAUGAUCAAUGUGGAGCAUUCGCGGAUUGAUUUCGAGGAGAUCUAUCGGAGCCUUGGUGAACGUGCAGGACAACAGUAGUUUUUAAGGCUUUAGGACAUUAGAAGUGGAUAUUAUUUUAAUAAAGAUAUAAGCAUUAUUUUUGUUACUUUUUAAAA
Anopheles gambiae (African malaria mosquito) is the source of this 605-nucleotide messenger RNA. RefSeq lists its product as uncharacterized. NCBI's taxonomy places the organism in Eukaryota, Metazoa, Arthropoda, Insecta, Diptera, Culicidae. The coding region runs from base 1 to 528 and encodes 175 amino acids. Gene Ontology annotation, cellular component: membrane. Gene Ontology annotation, biological process: tissue regeneration; cell adhesion. The transcript has 2 exons. The record is from RefSeq and is a predicted model, not a curated record.